CGCGGACCUUCUACUGUCAUCUAGCGGAGAGAAGGGGCAAGGGCUCUUCCGCGAGUUAGGCCGUUACCAAGCGACGGAGGCGCGGCGCCGCCUGGCCUAAGGAGGAGGACGCACACUAAAAGAUGCUGGAAAGAGCUGUAACAACGCCGCUUCCUAUUGGCUGAAGAGCUCUCGGCCGUCGCUCUGAGCCAAUGAGCGGAUGCAUGCGGAUGACGUCACACGAGAUGCGCCUCCUCCCCUCCACCCUCUAGCCGAGCGCCUGGCGACCGCCGCAGCCCACGUUAAACUCGUGGGGGUCUCGACGGCCCCUUGUGCGCUUCGCCCCAUGUGUACUUCGCAGCUGGAGCUGCUGCAGGUGUUCUUCCUGAUGCUCCCCGGGGGCGUCUGGCCUCAGCCUGCUUCCUCUCCUUCAGCGCCUGUGCCCACCCCUUCGGACGCGGGGCCGGGGUCGCCGGGCGGGACCCUUCAGUCCUCCUCGGAGGGGUCUGAAACUCCGUGGCCUGUACCUGGGAUCUCUACGUUGGGCCCUACGGCCGUGACCCUCUCUGCACCUGGGAAUGGGACCGUACACCUGUUCCCAGCCUUACCUGUCUGUGUCUGUGACUUGACUCCCGGUACCUGCGACAUAAAUUGCUGCUGCGACAAGGACUGCUAUCUUCUGCACCCGCGAACGGUUUUUUCCUUCUGCCUUCCAGGCAGCGUGAGGUCUUCAAGUUGGAUGUGUGUGGACAACUCUCUUAUCUUCAGGAGUAAUUCCCCAUUUCCUUCAAGGGUUUUCAUGGAUUCAAGUGGAGUUAAGCAGUUUUGUGUCCUUGCGAACAACUCAAAAUUAAACUAUUUCCAGAAGCUCCAGAAGGUCAACGCAACCCACUUCGAGGCCCUGGCUACAGAGUUUGGAGGGGGAUCGUUCACUUCAACAAUCCAAACCCAGUCCCCACCACCUCAUUACAAGGCUGGGGACCCCAUUUUGACUUACUUCCCGGAGUGGUCUGUAAUCAGCUUGCUGAGGCAGCCUGCAGGAGUUGGAGCUGGGGGAUUCUGUGCUGAGAGCAAUCCUGCUGGUUUCCUGGAGAGUAAAAGUACCACCUGUGCUCGCUUCUUCAAGAACCUGACAAGUAGCUGCACCUCGGAUCCAGUCCUCAAUGCUGCCUCUUACUAUAACUUCACAGUCUUGAAGGUUCCAAGAGGUAUGACUGAUCUGCAGAAUAUGAAGUUCCAGGUUCCUGUAACCCUUGUCUCACAAGCUGGUUCUCCUCUCUUGUCUGGAAACACUUGUCAGAAUGUGGUUUCCCAGGUCAUCUAUGAGAUAGAAACCAAUGGGACUUUGGGAAUCCAGAAAGUCUCUGUCAGUUUUGGACAAACCAACCUGACUAUCGAGCCAGGCACUUCCUUACAGCAACACUUUCUCAUUCGCUUCAGGGCUUUUCAACAGAACAAAGCUGCUUCUCUUACUAGUCUUAGAAGUGGGAAUCCUGGCUAUAUUGUUGGGAAGCCACUUUUGGCCCUAACUGGUGAUACAAGUCACUCUAUCACCCUCAUGCAAAGUAAGGGUGAUGGAAUUUGCUCUGUUAAGAGACAUGAAGUACAAUUUGGAGUGAAUGCAAUAUCUGGAUGCAAGUUCAGGUUGAAAAAGAUGGACUGCAGCCACUUACAGCAGGAGAUUUAUGAGACUCUUCAUGGAAAGACCAGCCCAGAACAUGUUGCCAUCUUUGGUAAUGCUGACCCAGCCCAAAAGAGAGAGUGGAUGCGGAUUCUCAGCAGGAACUGCAGUGUUUCAGCUAUGCAUUGUACUUCCUGCUGUGUCAUACCAGUUUCCCUGAAGAUCCAGGUAUUGUGGGCGUAUAUAGGCCUCCAGUCCAACCCACAAGCUCAUGUGUCAGGAACCCGAUUCCUAUACCAGUGCCAAUCCAUAAAGGAUUACCAACAAGUAACAGAAGUACCUUUGACAACUGUUGUGACCUUUGUGGACAUUACCCAGAAGCCAGAGCCUCCAAGGGGCCAACCUAGAAUAGACUGGAAACUGCCAUUCGACUUCUUUUUCCCCUUCAAAGUGGCAUUCAGCAGAGGAGUAGACUCUCAAAAAGGCUCAGCCUCUCCCAUCCUUAUCCUGUGUCUCUUAGUGCUUGGAGUUCUCAAGCUAGAUACCAUGUGAAACAAGGAGAGUCAGUUUUUUAAUUUUCCCUAUGGGAAGUUCUGAGACAGCCUGCUUAUCUUGGCUAAAUGGGUCCGUACCUGCUUGUGACCAGAGGACAACAUUUAAAAUAACAGAGGACCUAACUGAAGGAAUGUUUGUAUAUGAAAGAAGAGAUUUUUGAAAAGCAAUAAAAACAUCAUCUUUGUUAGGGCUCUCUGCUUAGGACUCUGCAGACCACCAAGUACACAUUAGGUUCUCUACUUAUCAAGCUAGGAAGAACCUAAAGUGCCCUUCCUCCAGCCCUUCAGGUUUUGUUAUGCCUGACUAAAGUUUUGCAAAAUCUUCAUCCAUCUGCUCAUAGGCACACUUAGGCCCAGCAUAAAAAGGAACAUGCUCCCGCUAUCCCCCAGAUGAAUUUGGGAACAGAUGCCCUCUGGACUUAAGAGUAACUGUUAGGAACAGAAAACUGCUGGCUAUAGAUUCCAUCUGGCCCCUCCCUACUCCAUUGGGCCACACUCUUUGCCUGGGCAGGAGUAAGGAAAACAGUUCUUUCAGGUCAGUUUCCAAAAUGAUUGAGGAAUCCCAGCCUCCUUUUUUUUGCUAGCAAAUGAUUGAUCCUACUACCCAUUUCUGUAUUUUUCCUUCCUUCCAUUGUGGUGAGUAGAAAUGAAACUGAGAGCUUUGUUGUGCUAAUUCCAGCAGCACACAGAAGCUGACAUGUGAUCACCUCAUGAUUACUUAUCUAUGUGCAUGAGGUUUAAAAAGAAGGAAAAAAUGUCCAUACAUAGCACAAUGGCAUUCAGAUCAAAGUCCUUAAGCUCUUUCCCUGGGAUUAGAGCUAAAUAUAGCAGGAUAGGUGAGAUUGGGAAGGAGGCUGGGAGGGUGGAGGUGAUGCCAGGAGCCAGAGUGUUGGGAGCCUAAAGUGACUAUAGUAGAAACACUGAAUGGGCAAAAUAGACUCUAAGAUGGGGUCAAUAACAUGGGAGCUCAUCAUAUAGGGACUUGAAAGCCAGGCAGAGAGAACUGAAAAUAGUCUACUUAUUUUUUUUUACAACAUAUUAAAGAUCUGAAUCUAGAAUUGCCUUUUAAUAAGCAUAUACUUAGUUAUAAUAAAUCUUAAGUUACAAUGCUAUUGUAAACACCAUCUCUGAUGGGUUUAUCGUUUUUGCCCCAUUCCAAAGUACUCUGUAAGUAACCUACUUCCCUGCAGGAAAGUGGCAAGUUUCUCAUAGCAGUUAUUACCAAACUAGGAGGAAGUGCUGCUGUAAGAGGGAAAUUAUGCACAGGGGGAGUUGGGACCUGGAACGCUGAUGGGGGGUUCCCACUAGAGUCCAUUAUGUAGAUGUUAAUGUUAAUCAGCAACCCUGCCUCCAAAGAGGCCUGUACCAAACCAGACCACAAAGCUACUAGAGUAUUUAGGGUCUCCAGUUUGGGCUUCCUAAAGAGGAAAAAACUUCCGUGACAAUUCAUUCCAUAUUAUGGGGUAGGGCACAUCUAACUUACUCCUGACAGUCUACAAGUUCUCAAAAUCUGGUCCCUUUAUUUCUUUAUUCACAUGCUUAUUUCCGUGCCCCUGUGCUAUGAAACCAUUCUAUGCCUCUACCAAAAAAAUUUAUUAUUAUUUUUUAAAGAUUUUAUUUAUUCAUAGAGACACAGAGAGAAUGAGAGGCAAAGACACAGGCAGAGGGAGAAGCAGGCUCCAUGCAGAGAGCCCAAUGUGGGACUCGAUCCAGGAUCUCCAGGAUCACGCCCUGGGCUGCAGGCAGUGCUAAACCACUGCACCACCGGGGCUGCCCUACCAAAAAAAUUUAAAUGUAACUCACAUAUCAUAAAAGCCACCCUUUUAAAGUAUACAAUUCAGUGGUAUUUCAGUAUAUUUCAGUGACGUAAUCAUCACCACUAAUUCCAGAACAUUUUCAUCACCCUAAAAAGAAAGCCCAUACUGAUUAGCAGUCCCUUCCCAUUUCCCCUUUCCCCAGGUUCCUUAGCAGUCACAAAUCUAUUUCCUCUAUAUAUAGAUUUGCCUAUAAAUGAAAUCAUACAAUAUGUGACCUUUUCUGUCUGGCUUCUUUCACUUAGCAUAUUUUCAAGGUUCCUGUUGUAGCAUGAAUGAAUAAUAUUCCAGUGUAUGAAUAUACCACAUUUUAUUCAUCAGUUGAUGGACACUUGGGCUGUUCCUACUUUUUGGAAGUUAUGAUUAAUGUUGCUUUGAACAUUCAUGUACAAGCUUUUGUGUGGACUUAAGAUUUUAUUUAUUUUGAGUAUAUACCUAGGAGUGGAAUUUCUGGAUAAUAUGGUAACUCUGUGUUUAACUUGCUGAAAAAUUGCCAAAGUGGAAAUCCUACCAGCAGUGAAUGAGUAUUCCAAUUUCUCCACAUUUUGCCAAGACUUGUUAUUGUCAUUUCUUAUUUUAGCCAUCCGAGGGAUAUACAAUGGCAUCACUUGUGCUCUACCAUGCCUUUUUAAAGUGUAGUACAUGGAGAUCUUACACCAGAAAUCAGCAUCUUUGCUUUUCCAAGUGAAGAAUACCUCAAGUGUUCUCUUCCUUUCUGCUAAUUUAAUUAGCUUGUAAACCUAGUUUCCAAUUACUAGGCUACUUAAUGUACUUUAGAUAAGAUUUUAUGGUUAUCUCUAGUCACUGUCCUAGUAACAGACCUUCAAGACAUUUUUAUUUUAUUUAUUUAUUUGUUUAUUUUAAAAUUUUAUUUAUUCACGAUAGACAGAGAGAGAGGCAGAGACACAGGCAGAGGGAGAAGCAGGCUCCACGCAGGGACUCCAGGAUCGUGCCCGGGCCAAAGGCAGGCUCCAAACCACUGAGCUACCCAGGGAUCCCCUUUCAAGACAUUUUAAAACCAUCUAUAGAACAAUGCAGUCUUAGUUCCCUUCCUUUAUCUAUACAGGCUAUCAGCUAUUUGACUUACUGCACAAAAGGUCUGUAUUGUAACCAUGCAUUCGAUUUAAGGGAAAAGUUUUAUUGUAAAGGACUAUGUACAAUUUGGAUAGUAUGAAAGUGAAAAACCAGGCAGACAUUGUAGGUGUGGAGAAACAGGUACUCUCAAAAACUUUUUUGGGAAUAUAAACAAGUAGAAACUUGAAGAGAAGGGCAGAUAACUAUUUGAUAAUAUGUAUCAAAAACCUUAAAACUGUUUAUAAACUUUGAUCUAACAAUUCCACUUAGUGGACAUUACUGAGGAAGGAAAAAUAUCCAACAGUAUGAUCUUUUUCUAAGUGAACAAAACAGACUACAAAAUAGAGCAUCUAUACUGUGAUCUCAUUUUUUAAAAAACAAAAGCAAUACAUGUAUACUUAGACAAACAAAAAAAGUUUGGAAAGCUAGCAUGUCAAAAUGGAGAUUUUUAAAAAAUAGUAAGUGCUCCUUAUUUUUAUAAUCAGAGAAAAUAAAACUAUAUUUUGAAGAAAAUAUAUGUUCUCCAAAAACUUAUUUUGAAGACAAUAUAUGCUCUCGUCUACAUUGGGGUGCCUGGGUGGCUCAGUUACUUAAGUGUCUGCCUAUAGCUCAGGUCAUGAUCCCAGGGUCCUGAAAUUGACCCCUACAUCAUAAUUCUCCCCCACCCUCUACCCCUCCCCCUUCUUGUGUGCGCGCUCUCUCUCUCUCAAAUGAAUAAAUAAGAUAUUUUAGGGACGCUUGGGUGGCUCAGCAGUUGAGCUCCUGCCUUCAGCCCAGGGGGUAAUCCUGGAAUCCUGGGAUCGAGUCCCACAUUGGGCUCCCUGCAUGGAGCCUGCUUCUCUCUCUCACAGCCUGCAUGGAGCCUGUGUUUCUGCCUCUCUCUGUG
Messenger RNA from Nyctereutes procyonoides (raccoon dog), 5928 nucleotides. RefSeq names its product tectonic family member 3 (gene TCTN3). The coding region runs from base 200 to 2152 and encodes 650 amino acids. The transcript has 14 exons. The record is from RefSeq and is a predicted model, not a curated record. NCBI's taxonomy places the organism in Eukaryota, Metazoa, Chordata, Mammalia, Carnivora, Canidae. Gene Ontology annotation, biological process: cilium assembly; smoothened signaling pathway.